Phasianus colchicus (ring-necked pheasant) is the source of this 1522-nucleotide messenger RNA. RefSeq names its product T cell leukemia homeobox 3 (gene TLX3). Gene Ontology annotation, biological process: regulation of transcription by RNA polymerase II; animal organ development. Gene Ontology annotation, molecular function: DNA-binding transcription factor activity, RNA polymerase II-specific; RNA polymerase II cis-regulatory region sequence-specific DNA binding. NCBI's taxonomy places the organism in Eukaryota, Metazoa, Chordata, Aves, Galliformes, Phasianidae. Gene Ontology annotation, cellular component: nucleus. The record is from RefSeq and is a predicted model, not a curated record.
UGCGCGCGGCGCGGGAGCAUGGAGCCGGCGGCGGGCGCGCAGGGCCCGCACCAGCACGAGCCCAUCAGCUUCGGCAUCGACCAGAUCCUCAGCGGCCCCGAGCAGGACGGCGCUGCCCCCCCGCCGCCGCCGCCGCCGCCGCCGCCGCCGCCUCCGCCGCCGCCGCCGCCCCCCCGGGGCCCCGACGGCGCGGCCUUCCUGGGCGGCCCCCGCGGCGGCGCGCCCUACCCCGCGCUGCCGGGCCCCUUCCCGGCCAUCGCCGCGCCCUUCGAGGAGUCGGGGCCGUACGGCGUCAACCUGAGCCUGGCGCCCGGCGGCGUGAUCCGCGUCCCCGCGCACCGGCCCAUCCCCGGCGCCGUGCCGCCGCCCGUGCCCAGCGCCAUCCCCGCCGUGCCCGGCCUGGGCGGCCUCAGCUUCCCCUGGAUGGAGAGCAGCCGCCGCUUCGUCAAGGAGCGCUUCACGGCCGCGGCCGCGCUGACGCCCUUCACGGUGACGCGCCGCAUCGGACACCCGUACCAGAACCGCACCCCGCCGAAGCGCAAGAAACCGCGCACGUCCUUCUCCCGCGUGCAGAUCUGCGAGCUGGAGAAGCGCUUCCACCGGCAGAAAUACCUCGCGUCGGCAGAGCGAGCGGCCCUGGCCAAGUCCUUGAAGAUGACGGACGCGCAGGUGAAGACGUGGUUCCAGAACCGGCGCACGAAGUGGCGGCGGCAGACGGCGGAGGAACGGGAGGCCGAGCGGCAGCAGGCGAGCCGGCUGAUGCUGCAGCUGCAGCACGACGCCUUCCAGAAGUCGCUCAACGAGUCGAUCCAGCCCGACCCGCUGUGCCUGCACAACUCGUCGCUGUUCGCGCUGCAGAACCUGCAGCCCUGGGAGGAGGAAAGCGCAAAGAUCCCGCCGGUCACCUCCCUCGUCUGAGCGCGGCCCCGGCACCAAGCGGACGCGCGGAGCCCCGCGGUUCCCCCCGCGCUGAAAGGCAGCGCCGGGCCGGCAGCACGGGGCCGGGGUGCCGCUGGGAGGGCGAGGCGUUCCUUUUUGUAAGAAGUGUUAAUAAGUUAAUUUAUUUAUGCAUCGAGAUUUUGGGCACUAUUAAUACGGAAUUAUAUAAACCCUCGAUUAUUUAUAUCGAAAUCCGGACGUAGGCAUUUCGCGUCGGCUUCGGAACGAAAGACCGUUUUCGUUUUGAUUUUUUUAAAUUUUUUUUUUCCCCCCCCGUUCCGGGGACGGUCUCAACAACAGGUCCCCGAGCGGAGAGGCCGAGCGCAGCCGGGACAGCCCCGCUCCGCUCUGGAUGCGGUCGGUGGCGGCCGCCGCUCCCCGCGAUGCCCCGGGGCCGCCCGCCCCGUCCCGCCCCGCGUUCCGCGCCGCUCCGCACCUCCUCGCACCGGCAGUAGAGAAAGCGCCUUACGGUUCAUCGUAACGAAGACUGGGGGUUGGCACGGCCCGUGUAUAAUACUUUGUACUUGUCGAGACGUGUAAAUAAACGGUUUCUUUACAGAGACGUCUCCGCGCCGGGCCGCUC